AUGCGGCCACUCACCACACUCCAGGCGCUCUCGCUGGCGCUGCUCCCCUCGUUAUCAUUUGCACAGGAACUCGGCAUCGAAGUCACUCGGCCUGUUGAGUGUACACGCAAAUCCAAGAAUGGCGAUGCCCUGUCGGUCAUGUACAAGGGCACACUGCAGAGCGACGGCAGCGUGUUCGACUCGAGUUAUGAUAGCGGGCGGCCGUUCAUAUUCGUCAUAGGCAAUCGCCAGGUCAUUCUAGGAUGGGAGCUUGGUUUGUUGGGCAUGUGUAUAGGGGAGGCGCGAAAGUUGACGAUACCGCCAAAGAUGGCAUAUGGCAACAGCCAGAAUGGCAAAAUCCCCCCGGGCUCAACGCUAAUCUUCGAAACCGAACUCAUGGGCAUUGAGGGCGUCAAGGCCGAGCCAGCACCGGCGCCUACCAAGCCGUCUCCCAUGGCUCCAGACGAGACGGUGAAUGCGAAUGACACACCCGUGCUACCCUCUGCCGAAGCUGAGAAGAUAACCCACACCCAGACCAGCCCCAUGGACGAUGAAGAGGGCGGUGGCGAGUGCAACUUGCUUGGGAACUUUGCUCUCUUGGUUCAGGGUGCACUGGGUCUGCUUGCCGUCUCCUCGCUCGCUAUCAAGCGCAUGAGGGAGUCGCCGAGGCGGCCAGUCAAGAUCUGGUUCUUCGACGUGUCGAAGCAGGUCUUUGGUUCAGUCUUGUUGCAUCUGGCAAACAUCCUCAUGUCCAUGCUGUCGUCCGGCUCCUUUGAUGUCGCGACCAAAGUCGCUGCAACGGCAGCAGACCAAAAGGGCGAUCAACCAAACCCCUGCUCGUUCUACCUGCUCAAUCUUGCCAUCGACACCACUAUCGGAAUUCCCAUCCUUGUCCUCCUCCUCAAACUCCUACAUCGUGGCUUUGCCCUCACGUCACUCGCCAACCCCCCAGAAUCCAUUCGCAGUGGCAACUACGGUCACCCGCCCCGCGCAACCUGGUGGCUUAAACAAUCACUCAUCUACUUCCUCGGCCUCAUCGGCAUGAAACUCUGCGUCCUCGCCAUCUUCACUUUCCUCCCCUGGAUCGCAUGGGUUGGCGACUGGGCUCUCCGCUGGACCGAAGGCAACAUGGCGCUGCAAAUCACAUUUGUCAUGUUCAUCUUCCCCUUGAUCAUGAACGCAGUACAGUACUGGAUCAUUGAUAGCUUCAUCAAGGACCAGGACAAUGCCGACGGUCAAUAUACCGUUGCUCCCGGCGGCGACAGCGACGACGAAGGCGACGAGGAGUGGCUGGAGAGGCAAAGACGGAGGCGUGAGGCGGGCCUUGAUGAGGGUCAGGAUAGUGAUAUUGAGAUUGAGGUUGCGGAACCCGAGGCGCUGAAGGAGGCGAAUCCAACACUCUUGCCAGUCCGUUCGGGCCAAAGAAAGGACGUCGAGUAUGAUCCUGCAACGGAUGGACAGUGCAGCAUUCCGCUUGGUAAGAAUAGGAGAGUGUAG
Messenger RNA from Plenodomus lingam JN3, 1476 nucleotides. RefSeq lists its product as uncharacterized. The record is from RefSeq and is a predicted model, not a curated record. Gene Ontology annotation, molecular function: peptidyl-prolyl cis-trans isomerase activity. Gene Ontology annotation, cellular component: membrane. NCBI's taxonomy places the organism in Eukaryota, Fungi, Ascomycota, Dothideomycetes, Pleosporales, Leptosphaeriaceae.